This is a messenger RNA of Penicillium pulvis, 1518 nucleotides long. RefSeq names its product alpha-N-arabinofuranosidase. NCBI's taxonomy places the organism in Eukaryota, Fungi, Ascomycota, Eurotiomycetes, Eurotiales, Aspergillaceae. Gene Ontology annotation, biological process: L-arabinose metabolic process; polysaccharide catabolic process. Bases 1 to 1518 code for a protein of 505 amino acids. The transcript has 6 exons. The record is from RefSeq and is a predicted model, not a curated record. Gene Ontology annotation, molecular function: alpha-L-arabinofuranosidase activity.
AUGACUUCCUUUACUAAGCUGAGUGACCAGGAUGCUCCGGUCAUCUCUGUUCAUCCUUCGCGCCGGAUCUCGAAGAUUAAUCCGAAUAUCUAUGCCGGCUUCACUGAGCAUAUGGGCCGAUGUAUCUAUGGAGGUAUCUAUGAUCCCGGUAACCCAUUGUCGGACGAAAAUGGAUUCCGCAAGGAUGUCCUUGGGGCGCUGAAGGAUCUCAACAUUCCUGUUGUUCGUUACCCUGGUGGAAACUUCUGCGCAACCUAUCACUGGUUAGAUGGUGUUGGUCCCAAGGAUCAACGACCAGCCCGGCCCGAGUUAGCUUGGCUUGGAACAGAGACCAACCAGUUUGGAACCGACGAGUUUAUGAAGUGGUGUGAAGUUCUUGACACUGAGCCUUACCUGUGCUUUAACUUUGGAACUGGUACUCUUGACGAAGCCUUGGGAUGGUUGGAGUACUGCAAUGGAACCGGCAACACAUACUAUGCCAACCUCCGACGCAAGAAUGGACGUGAAGAGCCGUAUAACGUCAAAUACUGGGCACUCGGUAACGAGACAUGGGGCCCAUGGCAGGUUGAACAGAUGACCAAGGAAGCAUAUGCGCACAAAGCCCUGCAGUGGGCUAAAGCUCUCAAACUCCUCGACCCAAGCAUCGUCCUCAUCCUCUGCGGCCAAGACGGCACCGCUUCAUGGGAUUACUAUACCUUAAAACACUGCCUUCUCCCCGCCCACUCCGCCCUCUCAACAAGCGCAGUUCCCCUCAUCGACAUGCACAGCAUCCACCUCUACACAUGCUCCAACUCUCACCUUCCAAACGCCACAGCUCCCCUAGCAGCCGAACGCGCGAUCGAAAUCACAUCCUCCUUGAUCGACCUCGCCCGCAUCGAAAACGGCGUCCCACCUAGCCAACUCCGUCCAACAAUUUGCUUCGACGAGUGGAACGUCUGGGAUCCCAUCCGUGCAGAGGGAAGCCACGGCGCAGAAGAGAGCUACACGCUCUCCGACGCACUAGCCGUCGCCGUAUGGCUGAAUGUGUUUGUGCGCAAGAGUCGCGACCUGGGAAUGGCGUGUAUCGCACAGAGUGUGAACGUUAUUUCGCCGCUUAUGACUACCAAGGAUAAGAUCAUUAAGCAGACUACUUGGUGGCCGCUGUAUUUGUUCUCGAAGUUCAUGCGUGGGUGGACAAUCUCUGCGCAUGUUUCUUGUGGAACUUAUGAGGGGGAGACUGCGCCUAAGUGGUUGCGGGGUACUGUUGAUACACCUUGGUUGGAUGUUAGUGCUAGUCUUGGCGAGGAUGGAUAUGCUAAUUUGGCGGUUGUGAACAUUCAUGAGGAGAAGGGCUUUGAGACUGCUGUUGAAGGUAUUGUUGGCACUGCGCAGGUUUUCACUGUUACAGGUGGUGAUGUUAUGGCUACGAAUAUGAAGGAGACCGAGGAGGUCCGUGUUGAGGAGUCUACUUGGGAUGGAUCUGGGAAAUAUGUUUUCCCCAAGCAUUCACUGACUUUGCUGAGAUGGAAGGCUGAGUAA